UCUGUUUGGCUGGCAAAUGCCUCCGGUGUAACAAGCCCAGCAUUAUGGGAGACUCAGGACCCCAAGACUGGAUGGAGCCUGACCGACCGACCGCUGCCCUGAGCUCAUCGAGGCGCUUUAUACCGGGAUAAAAACAUUUCGUGUGUAUAUACAAUAAUAAACAGCCUGCCAGUGAGCUGCAGAGGAGGCGGUGUUUGCUGGAAUUCAAUCAGAGCCAGACUCGCGGCUGGUAGGUUAACGAGGAAAGAGGGACGUGAGGAAACUGGAAAGUCAGCAGUUUGCGAUCUAACUGGAUCCAGCUCGGAAUUGGGAGAAUGAUGGACGAAUUGUCGAUUACAAACCGGUCCGGUCAGCCCAACCCUGUCAGAGCAGGGUGGGUUCAUCCGGAGUGAAAUCAGUCGGCUCUUAUCUGUUGGCUUCUCCGCCGCCGGGCGGCGAUGUCCGCUUUCUGCCUAGACCUGCAGACGUCUGCCGUGGUUUCAGCACCACUGGAGCUGGACAGCGACUGCAUGGAGCCCCGGACCAGCCCCGCUGCUCACGAGCCCGGCGGCUUUCAGGGUCACCCGGGGCACGCCGGCUCCGGAGGCCUCGGCAUGGCCUUGGAGGAGGAACUGGCCAUGCUUACCGGGGAGCGCGACGAUGAGGAGGGACUGGCGGACCUAGGGACGCCUGCGGUGGGGCAUAACGCAGACUUGCUAUCGCUCGUCCGUCAAAAGGAAAAAGACUUGGUUUUAGCUGCUAAACUCGGCAAAGCGCUGCUGGAGAGAAACCAAGACUUGACGAAGCAAUAUGAGAAAAUGCACAAAGAUCUCAACGAGAAAUUAGAGCACUUGGAGCAGGAGAAGCAUGAGUUGCGUCGGCGUCUGGAAAGUCGAGAGGGGGAGUGGGAGGGUCGUGUGGCCGAGCUGGAGACGGACGUCCAGCACUUGCAGGGUGAGCUGGAGCGCCACCAAGUCCAGCUGAGAGAGGCUGACAGAGACAAGACCAAGGCCAUCAGCGAGCUUUCUGAACAGAACCAUAGACUGCUGGAGCAACUCAGUAGGGCUGCAGAGGUGGAGAGGCAGCUGUCCACUCAGGUCCAUUCAUUACGGGACGACUUCAGGGAGAAGAGUAUGUCCACAAGCCAGCACAUGACGCGACUGGAGAAUCUACAGGCGGAGCAAGGGCUAGAAAUUAAGAUGCUGUCGGAGAGGAAGAUGGAGCUGGAACGCCGGGUGCACGCCAUGCUGGAGGAGAACGAGCUGCUGCAGAAUACGGUGGACGACCUCAGAGAGAGGACGCUGGUGUUUGAGAGGCAGUGUCACGAGAAGGACCUACAGUUGCGGCAGAGCCAGCUGGAGCUCCAGGAGGUUCAGAUGUCUCACAGGCAGCUGACUGCUCGGCUGGAGGAGUUGACGGAGGAGCACAGCCUCCAAAGCCUCACCCCGCACCCGUCCAGCCUGCUGUGUGAGAUAGAACAAAGCAUGGAGCAGGAGGAGCAGGAGCAGGAGAGAGAGCAGCUCCGUCUUCAGCUAUGGGAGGCCUACUGUGAAGUUCGAUCGCUCUGUUCCCAUCUCCGGGGAAACGAUGUCACAGACUCGGCGCUGUCCACUGACUCUUCCAUGGACGAGUCCUCGGAGACGUCCUCAGCCAAGGAUGUGCCUACUGGGAGCCUCCACACCAGCCUGCUAGAGCUAAGGAGGCUAACACAGAAUCUCCUGGAUGGUAACGAGUCCACGGGCUCGCGGCGCAGUGAUGAGGAGGCUCUGGAGGAGCAGGUGAGGAAGCUGGGAGAGGAGCUGAGGGACGUCAGAGAGCUGUACGAAGCCGAGCAGGACAAAACACGCAGCAAUGAGGAGGAGGUGCUACAGCUGCACAAUCAGAUGGCGCUGCUCUCUGUAGAGAUGUGCUCUCUCCGGGAGGAGAAUGAGCGGAUGCAGACGAUGGCUGAAAUCCGAGAGCCGAGCGAGCAGCUCCAGAGUGCUAUCAGAGACAGAGACGACGCCAUAGCCAAGAAGAAAGCGGUGGAGAUGGAGCUGGCUAAAUGUAAAAUAGACAUAAUGUCUCUGAAUAGCCAGCUCCUAGACGCCAUCCAGCAGAAACUCAACCUGUCGCAGCAGCUGGAGGCUUGGCAGGAUGAUAUGCACAGAGUGAUUGACCAGCAGCUGAUGGACAAGUACCAGGACGAGUGGCGCUCGGCCCCUUCUUCCCUGUCGGGGUCGUCGAGGGCCCACGGCGGUCAGUCCUCCAGACGAGCUCACCGCAUCUCUGACCGGGACAAGAGACUUUUCUCUUUUUUCAAAAAGAGCUGAGCUCCAUUGGACUGGCCCUGAGCACAGCAGACAGACAGAGACAGACGAGGCGAGGGAGAAGGAGGGGUGACAUCACAGUACGGGGGUAACAACACAGCCAA
Molecule: messenger RNA, 2392 nt
Organism: Micropterus dolomieu (smallmouth bass)
Lineage: Eukaryota; Metazoa; Chordata; Actinopteri; Centrarchiformes; Centrarchidae
Gene: bicdl1
Product: BICD family like cargo adaptor 1
Exons: 11
Coding region: 438-2291 (617 amino acids)
Biological process (GO): vesicle transport along microtubule; Golgi to secretory granule transport
Source: RefSeq, a predicted model, not a curated record